AUGUUGGCCGGACAGGCACCCAAGCGCCUAGGUGAUAAAAAUAUCUAUAGCGCGGGAGAGCUGGAAGAUCUGAGAACCCUGAACCGGCUGGGAGAAGUUGUGCACCCAACGACACGCGAUGCAAAUGCGGCGAGCACGCAUCAGGAACUGAGACGCACGAUCCAGACGACCCCGUCCGGGAGGAUCUUGAAAGAGCUCGAAGUUCAACGACUCCGUCCGGAUCGAGUCCGUACUGCGCAAGAGGAAAAUACUUGGAUCGCCAAUCUAAAUAAGUUCUUAGACGGGGACAUUAGCGAGCUGUCCAAACGCGAAGCGAAGAACAGCGCCAAGUUAGCGGAACAGUACAGAGUGGGGGGAGUGGUAUACUGUAUACCACGUACGUGGGAGCGAGACCGAGAACAUCGGGAUACGAUCAUGAAACUGGUCGUUCCAAAGACCCUCAGAGGAGACGUGUAG
Phytophthora megakarya is the source of this 456-nucleotide messenger RNA. NCBI's taxonomy places the organism in Eukaryota, Oomycota, Peronosporomycetes, Peronosporales, Peronosporaceae. The record is from the annotation of a GenBank genome assembly.